Messenger RNA from Lucilia cuprina (Australian sheep blowfly), 765 nucleotides. RefSeq lists its product as uncharacterized. Lineage: Eukaryota; Metazoa; Arthropoda; Insecta; Diptera; Calliphoridae. The transcript has a single exon. The record is from RefSeq and is a predicted model, not a curated record. Bases 66 to 662 code for a protein of 198 amino acids.
GAUUUUCAUGGUAAAAAAGUGUGCAGUUUAGAAUAAGAUCUUAGUCAACAGAGACCUUUAACGCAAUGAUAAAUAGUUUGCUUAUAAAAAUAAUUUUUUAUAUUCAACUAUCUUCGUUAUUACUAAGUCUUGGCCUAUUGGGAGGUAGAAGUGAAGCCGUAGUAGAUGUACAUAAACGAAUUAAUAACUUUGUGAAUAUUUUUCCUGGUUUAUCGAAAAUAUUUAAUAUUAAUAAUGAAGAUAAUGAUGGCUCAUCUGCAAAAAGUACUUUUUCUCAUAGCUUAGGUCCGAUUUCUGUAAACUUAAAUAUGUACGAUCCACAACAAUAUCAAAAUGGAAAUGUUGAAGUAUACUAUCAUUAUGUUCCACCACCACCAGCUACAAAUUUUAUACAACCAAAUACAUAUGGUCAAUAUUAUGGACCAGUGCCACCUUUGGGUUAUUAUCCGCCACCACAAUUUCCACAGCAAUAUCCUGCCCAACAUCCUCAACCUAAUUUGCUACCAAUGCCACCUUUGGCUCCAUUUAAAAAUGCCAAUUUAAUUCAACCUGACCAACCAUUAGACAAAGGAAAAUUAAAAGGAAUUAUAACUCCAGAUUCGCCAUUUUAUGUAAAAAUACCGGAAGAGCCAACCAUGUAUGGUAUCGAACCAAGACGUUAAAUCUUACAUAUGCAUGUAUGUUUUUUUUUUAAUUUGAAUUAUUUUCCUUAAAUAAAUGAACAUAUUUAUGUAUGUAUGUAUGUACAUAUUCUGCAAGUUGUAA